GUAUAUAACAGAUGCGGGUGAAGGAGCCAUCCGGAGCUUUACCUGAGAAAGCCAAAAGAAGUAAAAGGCCUCCUGUACCUCAUGAUGAAGACUCUUCAGAUGACAUUGCUGUAGGUUUCACUUGCCAGCAUGUAAGUCAUGCUAUCAGUGUGAAUCAUGUGAAAAGAGCAAUAGCUGAGAACCUGUGGUCAGUUUGCUCGGAAUGUUUAAAAGACAGAAGAUUCUCUGAUGGACAGCCAGUUCUUCCUUCUGAUGUUUGGUUGUGCCUCAAGUGUGGUUUUCAGGGAUGUGGUAAAAACUCAGAGAGCCAGCAUUCACUGAAGCACUUCAAGAGUUGGAGAGCAGAGCUUCACUGUAUUAUAAUUAGUCUGAGCACAUGGAUUAUAUGGUGUUAUGAGUGUGAUGAAAAAUUAUCAACACAUUGUAAUAAGAAGGUUUUGGCUCAGAUAGUUGAUUUUCUCCAGAAACAUGUUUCUAAAACACAAACAAAUGCAUUUUCUAGAAUCAUAAAACUUUAUGAAGAAAAAUGUGAAACAGGUGAAAAAAAUAAGGGAAGAAAAGGCAGCAGUGUAACAUCUGUGAAAGGAAUUACGAAUUUAGGAAAUACUUGCUUUUUUAAUGCAGUCAUGCAGAAUUUGGCACAGUCUUACAUUCUUACUGAACUGAUGAAUGAGGUCAAAGAACAUGGUACAAAACUCAGGAUUGUUCCUUCCUCAGACUCCCAACUGGACCCAUUAGUGGUGGAACUUUCAGGCCCUGGACCGUUGACCUCAGCCUUGUUCCUGUUUCUUUCCAGCAUGAAGGAGACUGAAAAAGGACCACUUUCUCCUAAAGUUCUUUUUAAUCAGCUUUGUCAGAAGGCCCCUGGAUUUAAAAGUUUUCAGCAACAAGACAGUCAGGAGCUUCUUCAUUAUCUGCUGGAUGCAGUGAGGACAGAAGAAACAAAGCGAAUACAAGCUGGCAUUCUAAAAGCAUUUAACAACCCAACUACUAAAACUGCUGAUGAUGAAACUAGAAAAAAAGUCAAAGCAUAUGGAAGAGAAGGUGUGAAAAUGAACUUCAUAGAUCGUAUCUUUAUUGGUGAAUUAACUAGCACGGUCAUGUGUGAAGAAUGUGCAAAUAUCUCCAUGGUGAAAGAUCCUUUUAUUGAUAUUUCACUUCCUAUAAUAGAAGAAAGGGUUUCAAAGCCUGUACUUUUGGGAAGAAUGAGUAAAUAUAGAAGCUUACAGGAGACAGAUAGUGGUCAGUACAGUGGCACUGUCACUGUAGAGAAUACUCAUCAACCCCAAGCCACCAAGAAGCAUUCUUCAUCUAAAGAUAAGAAUCAACUAAUUCAUGGCAGAAAAUGUACAAGAGAAUUGCCAUCUGGAGAAGAUAAAGCUGUUGUCAUACACCAGGAAAAUGAAAACCUUGAACUGAAUGGAGAUUCUCCAUUGUUUGCAAGCAUCAUGAACACUGAGUCAGCUCUGACUGACAGUCCUACCGAUGGCAGUGAAAAAGAAGCCAGCCUUUCUGAAAGUAGUGUUGAUGCUGACAGCGAGCCCUCAGAAUCUGAAAGUGCCUCUAAGCAGGCUUUGUUGUUGAGAUCCAGCAGUGGCUACUGUGUGCACACAAAUGGGCACCUUCGUCGUCCAUCAGAGAGUGAACCACUCACCAAGGAGAGUGACAGUGAUGAUGACAGAGUGGCCGAAGCUAUUUCUGAACUUCAUUUGAGAAGCACUGUGACUGGAGAUAGGGAUUUUGACAGAGAAAAUCAACCACUAAAUGUUUUAAAUAAUUUAUGUUUUACAGAGGACAAGCAUGUGGUGUCUCACAGCCCCCAAAAUGCUUUUCAGACCCUUUCUCAGAGCUACAUAACUUCUUCUAAAGAAUGUUCAGUUCAGUCCUGUCUCUAUCAGUUCACGUCUAUGGAAUUACUAAUGGGAAAUAACAAGCUUCUGUGUGGAAACUGUACUGAAAAGAAGCAGAAGUACCAAAAGGAAACCAGUCCUGCAGAAAAGAAAGCAGAAGGGGUGUAUACUAAUGCCAGGAAGCAAUUGCUCAUUUCUGCUGUUCCAGCUAUCCUAAUUCUCCAUCUUAAAAGAUUUCAUCAGUCUGGCUUGAAUCUUCGCAAAGUAAACAGACAUGUAGAUUUUCCAUCUAUGCUUGAUUUAGCACCAUUCUGUUCUGCUGCUUGUAAGGGUGUAAGUGUGGGAGAUAAAGUUGUCUAUGGUCUCUAUGGAGUAGUGGAACACAGUGGCUCGAUGAGAGGAGGUCACUACACCGCAUACGUAAAAGUGAGAACACCCUCCAGGAAAUUAUUGGAACAUAUCACCGGAGAGAAAAACACUGUAGCUGGUUUCAAAGAACACGAUAGUGAAUCACCGGGCCAGUGGGUCCAUGUUAGUGACACUUAUGUGCAAGUGGUUCCGGAAUCAAGAGCACUUAGUGCCCAAGCGUACCUUCUAUUUUAUGAAAGAAUAUUAUAAUUAUUUCUUAAUUAUUAAUGGUAAUGACUAUUUAGAUCACUUAUUUAAAUGCUGCUACAAUAACCAUAAUAGCGCAAUGUGCCUUUGUAGUCUUUUCUCUUCUGUAGGAAUAGCAUGUCCUUCAAAUGCUCCUGAACAUUUUUACCAUUUUGGUGAAUCCUUUUAAAGUAAAUUAAAUUUACUAAAUGCUUUCAAAAUUAUAUUCUUAAAAUAAAAGUAAACACAUGUUUAAAAAAAAUUUGUCUUGGAAAAAACUCAGAAUUUAUAGUAGUAGAGGAAACCCCUUUAUGAUGUGGCUUAUUACAAGCAUUCAGAAAUGAUGCUGGCUAAAUCAAAUCAUUCCUUAAAACAGUUUUUUCCAAAUGUGAGUCACAUCCCACCUUUCUGUUCUCGUGUGUGUGUGUGUGUGUGUGUGUGUGUGUGUGUGUGUGUGUAUAUGCCAUUUUUCCUAUGCCAUUUUUACGUAUUAUUUUUAACCUUUUUAAACUAUAGUCUUGUUUUGAGCAUAUUCCACAUUUUAUGUGCUAGUUAUAUUUUUUUAAUAAACAAAAUAAAUAUGUAACUAUUAAAGAAAAAUUGUUCAUUCAUGUAGCACUCCACUUAGAAUCAUCUCAGGGCUAUCCAGUGGUAUAUGUACACUGCUGCUGUGUGGGUAUAUGUACAUUGCUGUAAGAUAUACUUAAUACAAUUGCCACUGUGACCUUGUCAUAUUUUGUAUGAUUCAACCAUAUAGAAAGCUUCAGUAAUAUGGAUUUACAAAUAAUACAUUGAUUAGCUUAUUGCUUUGAGGUUUUGAGAACUAGAAAAAUGUUGAAAUAUUUUAUCAACAUAUUUGCAGUCUAUUCAUGACAGAGUUGAGGACAGUUUGCAAGUGAUUAGCCAAGGUCAAAAUAUAUCUAUAGAUAAUUGUAACAUGCAGAAUUGAUAAACAGAUGUUGUUAAUCUGUAUGGGACCAUAGGAUACCUUUGAAAUGCAAAUUACCGAAUCAUAGUUGUAAAUGAUAGAGAAUCAUAUUCUUAUUAUACUUAACAGGAAAAUAUAAUACACUUUUUAGUUCUCUAGGUCAGUAAAUAUUAAUCAUGGUUUUGGGGUUUUGAAAUCACCUUUUGUCUUCAGCAGGCAUCAUUAAUAAGUUCAAGUCGGUUUAGCUUUUAUUUUAAUGGGGGAUAAAGAUGGCAUUUCUGAUAUUCUUUUAAAGUUAUUAAUAGCAAAAAUAUGGUAGUUUUCCCCACCUAGAAUAUAAAUUAUUAAGCAGUCAAAACUUGGCAUGAAAAUGUUAUUGUUACUUAGGCUUAAAUUUUUAAACAAUGACUACUCUGGUGUUAACAUUAUUAAAUCAAAACACGUAACUGCAUGUUCAAGCAUCCUAGUCGUUAGUGCUAACAAGUGAUAGUCCAGGCAGAUGCCGAAUAAGUGCCUGGACCUAGUUCAUGCUCCUCUUACUAAGGAAGGAUAAAAAGAGUGGCUGUAGAUAAUGUGUAGAAAUAUUUAACUACACUCUGACCCUUCUUAAUACUUUAGUAUGUAUAAUAUUAUCAAAGUUACCAGUGCUGCCUUUUGAUAUAUGGAUGACUGGAAUCGUGAUUAAUGUUAUGGAUGAUAAUAUUAUAUACAGAAUUCACACUUAAAAAUGUCAUUGCACAAAUUCUGUUUUUAAGCUGUUGAAAUUUCAAUAGUAGUGUUUUUCUUGAUUUUUAACAGUGAAAUGAUGGAGAAAUAAUAUCUUUAUAAGUUAAUCUACAAACAGGUUGUGUCCUAUAAAUGGUAAACAAUGUUUAAAGUGUUUUGUGUUUAAUUGUAAUCCAUUAACAUUGAAGAUUUCUGUGUCAGAGCAGUGAAAUUUGGGGGGAAAAUAUUAGUUAAAUCUCUUUAUUCAAGUCAGCCACCUUGAUAAUGACAAUUAUCAUCCCCUCCCCCAAAUGUAAAUAUUAAAUUGCUCAUUUUUCUCCUAGAAGAGAUAUCAUUAAGAGGCAUGCACUUUUCAUGGGAUGGUCACCUGCAUUUUCUUUCACUGAUAGAUGGACAGAUGAAAGAAGGAGGGAAGGGAAGAAAGAAAAAAGAAGGGAAAAAAGCAAGAACAUUCUUUUCUGUUGCUCUUGGCAUAUCCCUUACACAGGUCAGAGAUGGUGAGUGACAGGUGAGGGCAAGAAUCAAGGAAAUGCCUGGUUCUUGUUUUCCUGGAUAGGAUGCCAGGAAAUGAACUAAUGCUAUGUUUAUCAAAUAGGAGAUCUUUAAAGCUUUAUUCUGAAUACCCAUUAAGACUGAUUUUUCAUAAAAAAAAAAA
Molecule: messenger RNA, 4753 nt
Organism: Vicugna pacos (alpaca)
Lineage: Eukaryota; Metazoa; Chordata; Mammalia; Artiodactyla; Camelidae
Source: RefSeq, a predicted model, not a curated record